Messenger RNA from Aureobasidium namibiae CBS 147.97, 1962 nucleotides. Its product is annotated as MIF4G-domain-containing protein. The transcript has a single exon. Lineage: Eukaryota; Fungi; Ascomycota; Dothideomycetes; Dothideales; Saccotheciaceae. The annotation marks the transcript as partial. Gene Ontology annotation, cellular component: catalytic step 2 spliceosome. Gene Ontology annotation, biological process: mRNA splicing, via spliceosome. Gene Ontology annotation, molecular function: RNA binding; protein binding. The record is from RefSeq and is a predicted model, not a curated record.
AUGCAGUCGGCAGUACGUCUGCCUUCCCCCGAGGCCGCCGACGCCCAGUCGCAUGCUUCUGGUGGUCGCAAACGUUCGCCCUCGUCGCGUUCUCCAUCACCUGAAAGACGCCCUCCAACCCUGCGCACACGCUCUGUCGACCAGAACACGAAUAACGAUCCUUCACCGCCGCGCAAUCCUUCGCACUCCCGCUCACGCUCACCACCUCCUCUUCGUAGCGGUCCCCUUCCUCGCGAUGUCGACCGUCAGAGAGCCCUUGAACGCCAAAGACAGGCCGAAGUGCGCCGUCGCGAAGAAGUCAAAGAGGACAAGCCUCUAUCAGCUGCCGAGAAGCAAGCCGCCGCAAAAGCCGAAUAUGCACGCCUGCUCACCAUGCGCUCGGGAGGAACCUAUGUGCCGCCAGCCAGGUUGCGCGCCCUCCAGGCUGAAAUCGGCAACGACCCACAAUCCAGCGAGUUCCAGCGCAUGGCUUGGGAAGCCCUCAAAAAGUCCAUCAAUGGUCUGAUCAACAAGGUCAACGUUUCCAACAUCAAAUACAUUGUUCCCGAGCUGUUUAGUGAGAAUCUCAUCCGUGGCCGUGGUCUCUUCUGCCGAAGCAUCAUGAAGGCUCAGGCUGCCAGUUUGCCUUUCACUCCUAUCUACGCCGCUAUGGUCGCCAUUGUCAACACAAAACUUCCCCAAGUUGGCGAGUUGCUGGUCAAUCGCCUGAUCGUACAGUUCCGCAAGGCUUUCAAGCGCAACGACAAGGCUGUCUGCCUGAGUAGCACUACCUUCCUAGCCCACCUGAUCAACCAGCAGGUUGCUCACGAAAUGCUCGCCGCCCAAAUUCUGUUGCUUCUACUAAACAAGCCUACGGACGACAGCGUCGAGAUUGCCGUGGGUCUGAUGAGAGAGGUUGGCCAACAUGUUGAAGAGUUCAAUUCGCAAAUUGCCAUGGCCGUCUACGAUCAGUUCCGCAGCAUUCUGCACGAAGCCGAUAUCGACAAGAGAACCCAGUACAUGGUCGAAGUUUUGUUCCAGGUCAGAAAGGACCGCUACAAGGAUAAUCCUUCGGUCAAGGAAGAGCUGGAUCUUGUUGAAGAGGAGGAUCAGAUCACCCACAACACUGGACUGGACGACCAGAUCGAGGUCCAGGACGGCCUCAAUGUCUUCAAAUUUGACGCCGACUGGGAAUCGAACGAGGAGGCCUACAAGAAGCUUAGGGCUGAGAUUCUUGGCGAGGCUGACGGAAGUGAUGAGGAUGAUGAAGACGAUUCGGAUGUCAGCAGCAGCGAAGAUGAAGACGAUGAAGCCGACAAGCAGGUCGAGAUCAAGGAUCAAUCCAACACCGAUCUGGUCAACUUGCGCCGAACCAUCUACCUCACCAUCAUGUCUUCUGGAGGCUUCGAAGAAUGUACCCACAAGUUGUUGCGCAUCAACUUGCCCCCUGGACUGGAGCAUGAACUUCCAUCGAUGAUUGUCGAGUGUUGCUCCCAGGAACGUACUUACAACAAAUUCUUCGGCUUGAUCGGUGAGCGUCUUUGCAAGAUCAAUCGCAUGUGGAACGAGCUCUUUGAGGCUUCGUUUGUCAAGUACUACGACACGAUUCACCGUCUGGAAACCAACCGUCUUCGCAUCGUCGCCCAGUUUUUCGGCCAUCUUCUCUCCUCGGAUGCUAUUGGCUGGCACGUUAUCAGUGCUGUCCAUCUGAACGAAGAUGAGACCACUUCAUCGUCACGCAUCUUCAUCAAGAUCUUGAUUGAAGAGCUUGCUCAGAAUAUUGGAAUGAAAAAGCUGUCGGAGAGAAUAAAGGACGAUGCCUUGCUACCUGCGUUGGCUGGAAUUUUCCCUGUCGACAAUCCCCGCAACACUCGUUUCAGCAUCAACUUCUUCACUGCCAUCGGUAUGGGUGUGUUGACCGAGGGUAUGAGAGAAUAUCUCAAGAACAUGCCUAAGCCAACACUGCCUGCCCUGCCUGUCAGA